CACAAGUGGCAUCACUAACAGCAUUUAGCAAAGGGGUCCCACCGAAGCUAAAGCCCAUUGGAUGAGCUUCACGAUCAACCUCUAAAAAUCAAGAGGGACUUUUACCCAGAAAAGUCUGUCUGACUGGAUCCGUCCAUAACCGAAGGUGCAAACACGUCCAUGUUAAAGUUUGAACGUAUAAAAGGCGGCUGCUGACUGUUCUCGGGUAAUGUGGAGGAGUGCUUUCAGGUGCCUUGGGACCAACUUUGUCGCUGGUCAAAGAAGUAUGUCUCAAAGCAGCCUUUCUGGAAAGGUAGCCAUAAUUACCGGUUCCACAGAUGGAAUUGGUCUGGCUGCAGCUGAGUCCCUGGGAAAGAGAGGAGCCCAUGUGGUGGUGAGCAGCCGACGACAGGCAAACGUGGACAGGGCCGUGGAGUGGCUGCAGAGCCAGAAGAUCCAAGUGACUGGGACCACCUGUAACGUUGACAAGAGUGAAGACCGGGAGAACCUGGUUAAAUUGACUGUGGAGAAGUGUGGAGGUGUUGACAUCCUGGUGUCCAAUGCUGCUGUCAACCCUUUCUUUGGAAACAUCAUGGACUCUACUGAGGAAAUCUGGGACAAGGUCCUGUCUGUCAAUGUGAAAGUAUUUUUCCUCAUGACGAAGCUGGUGAUGCCUCAUAUGCAAAAGAGGGGAGGAGGAAAUGUUGUGUUUGUAUCAUCUGUGGCUGGAUACCAACCGAUCAGGAUCAUAGGUCCUUACAGUGUUAGUAAGACAGCCUUGUUGGGUCUGACCCGAGCUCUGGCUCCUGAACUGGCCCAGAGUAACAUAAGAGUCAACUGUGUGGCUCCUGGACUUAUUAAGACAAACUUCAGCUCUGCAUUAUGGCAAAGUGAGGAUUUCCUGGACGAUUUCAAAAAGCAGCUCAGCAUUAAAAGAGUCGGAGAGCCUAAGGAAAUCAGUGAAGUGAUUGCCUUCCUGUGUUCUGAUGAAGCUUCCUAUAUCACAGGAGAGACCAUCACGGUCUCAGGAGGGAUGGGCUGUCGACUCUGAGCCUCCGGCAGCAAUGCAAAUAAUACACACACUUAACCGUGUGUCUCCGUGUGGAUUGAUUUUGUUUGCACUGUGAUUACAUCCACUCUGCUUCCAGCUCACUGCAGAGAACGCCAGGAUACUGUUAGUGAGGAUGUAAGAUGACACUUGUGAAAUAAUUACACAAAAAAAAUGAUUUCAUCCUUGUUGUUUUGUGUGCAGGAUCAUACACUUAAACUGUGUGGCAGCAGAAAUAAAUCAUUACACUUUGGUGCAGUGUGAUAUAGAUUAAAGGGGAAAGAUGCAGAUUUUUCUCUUUACAUAAUAUUUUGUGACUAAAUAACAGUUUAUGUUAGUCAUUCCCAAAGACUUUCGGGGUCCUGAGUGUUUCCAAAUAAAUAUGCUGAACUUUUCCAAAUUUUUACUUACAAAUGAUGACAUAAAUGCUUAAAAUAAAGUUGUGAGCUGCCACACAGAUGGCAGUAAACCUCAUCAGAAAUGUUAGUUUAGAUCAUUUAUAUUGUAGAUUGUGUAGGAAUGGUUUGUUGAUUGCCAUAAUAAAUGUUUACUAAUCACUAUUUCA
This is a messenger RNA of Solea solea (common sole), 1592 nucleotides long. RefSeq names its product dehydrogenase/reductase (SDR family) member 4 (gene dhrs4). The record is from RefSeq and is a predicted model, not a curated record. Bases 209 to 1030 code for a protein of 273 amino acids. Lineage: Eukaryota; Metazoa; Chordata; Actinopteri; Pleuronectiformes; Soleidae. The transcript has 10 exons. Gene Ontology annotation, molecular function: carbonyl reductase (NADPH) activity.